Molecule: messenger RNA, 600 nt
Organism: Neodiprion fabricii
Lineage: Eukaryota; Metazoa; Arthropoda; Insecta; Hymenoptera; Diprionidae
Gene: RpS19a
Product: 40S ribosomal protein S19a
Exons: 3
Coding region: 89-553 (154 amino acids)
Biological process (GO): translation; ribosomal small subunit assembly
Cellular component (GO): ribosome; cytosolic small ribosomal subunit
Molecular function (GO): RNA binding; structural constituent of ribosome
Source: RefSeq, a predicted model, not a curated record
UCUCGUCUUUUAAAGUUUAUCUCAUGGCGAUUUCCUCUUAGAACAGCCAUUUUGUAUUUAGCUCUUUCCGGUAAGAGCCGUUGUCGAGAUGCCUUCCGUAACGUUAAAGGACGUCGAUCAACACAAAUUUGUGAAGGCCUUUGCCGCCUUCCUCAAAAAGACAGGUAAGAUGCGUGUCCCGGAAUGGGUAGACAUCGUCAAGUCAGCCCGUUUCAAGGAACUCGCCCCUUACGAUCCCGACUGGUACUACGUCAGAUGUGCUGCAUUGGUUCGUCAUAUCUACAUUCGUAGCCCAAUUGGCGUUGGGGCUGUGACUAAAAUUUUUGGAGGACGUAAACGCAAUGGCACACACCCAAGCCACUUUUGUCGGUCAGCCGGUGGUGUUGCCCGCAAGGCACUUCAGUCCCUUGAACAGUUGAAGCUCAUUGAAAGAGCCCCAGAUGGUGGCAGAAAAUUGACCAGCCAAGGCCGCAGAGACUUGGAUCGUAUCGCUGCUCAAGUUAAGGCUAAGAGCAAGAAGCAGCUGAAACUCCAGGAGACUCUUGUACUAUAAGCGCUGUAUUUGAAUAAAAAAAUAAACCUCUAAAAAAAAGCUUAAAA